Molecule: messenger RNA, 3031 nt
Organism: Geodia barretti
Lineage: Eukaryota; Metazoa; Porifera; Demospongiae; Tetractinellida; Geodiidae
Source: the annotation of a GenBank genome assembly
GUCAUAAUUAAUUUUUGUCCGCGCAAACGCAAAGUGCGAACAACGCGCGCGCACACGCACGCAAAAACACCACACACGUGUGUAACGUAGGGGAUGGAAGAAGGGGAGAGAGCAAACCCGAGGAAGAGAGCUCUCUCUAAGAACCUCUCUCAAAUGAAGUUCAUGAAGAGGCACACUCUUGGGAAUGCAGAGGAAGAGGUUGAUUCUGUGGGAGGUGUCCUGACAGAAAAAUGGGUGGUCCCUGAUGCUCCUCCUUCUGCCAAGUGCUCUACCAUUAGAAAAAGGAUCGACAGUUUUGUUGAAUGUGAGGAACUUGACACUUUUGGACGCUACUCUUACAACGGGUGCAACAAGGAAAUUGAACGAUUGGCCCGGUCCCGCCUUACGGCAGGGAGUCCAUCAGUCGUAGAGCCUGAAGAGGACGCUGAUGUUACUGCUGAAGAAGUCGUUCAAAGGCAUGAGGUAAUGGGCUUGAAGAGAGGGGAGCGAAAGAGACGGAGAGAAAAACACUUUGAGAAGAUUCUGGACAAAAAGUGGAGUUAACAUGUUGGAACGUUUUAUAAAUCUGUCAUUUUACAGUGUGAAGAUGCCGAUUUGUGAUUAAUUCUUGCUAAAAAGAUGAUAAAAAUGCACUAAACUCAAAAUCAAAAAAUGGAUGCUAUAUAUAGUGAUUAUGCAAUGCUCUCCUUUGCACUGGCUGGCUUUCCUGGAUCCUGAUUCGUCUGAGUUAGCUUUGUCAGUUCCUUUCGCGCCUUCCGAAAGACAUAGACCAUCAGUACGACGCUGAAGAGGACUUGUGCUAUCAAAAUGAUGUAGCCGUCGAUCUUGUUGCCCAGGACUUCCUGCAUGUUGCGCACCGUACUCCCCAUGUACGUGUUGAUGCACUGGGUGGGUAUGAGACCGAUGGAGGAGCCGGCUAGGAACCGCCAGUAACUGAUGCUCGUCAUUGAAAAUAGAACAUUUUGAAGACCAAAGGGGACGGGUGUUAGUCGUGUCAAGACGAUCACCUUCAACCCGUUCUUCCCCUCGACCACUCUCAUGAUAGCCUGCAUGGCGUUGGAUGUCACGAUGCGCUGUGCGUACUCACGGAACCAUAUCCGGCAGAAAAAGAAAGACACGGUCAUGCCUAUUGUCACUGAAACCAUCACCACAAGCUGCCCUUUCAUGAACCCAUAGAGAUACCCUGCGACCAUGUUGAGGACUAUAUAGCCAAUGCCAAAGGGGAAAGCGAUGACGGUGAAGAGAAAGACAAAUAUCACGGUGCUCUCGAACCAAGGGAGGUGUUCUAAGAGAUCGAGAAGCUGGGAGAGAUGGCUCCUGGCUAACACGACAAAAACGACACCGAUGAAGAGAAAGACGAGAAAGGGGCUGGAGAGCCGACCCCAGAGUAAGUACUUUUCUAAGGGAGUCCUUUGCUUCGGGGGUGAGGUGGGCGGCCUCAGUAACGUAUCCUUGGUUUCCCCAGCCUCCGAGGGAGAACUGGGGAAGAUCUCCUCGAGGUUUUCUGACAGGAACUCUUGAAAGUGGAUCGGAGCGAAGGCGGCGUCUCCCACACAGCGUUCUAUAAAGGCCAGACCGGAGUCUUCGGGGUCCUGCGAGAGAUUGGUGCUGUUGACUUCGUCAGCGUUGUCCGAGUCUUCCGGACGGGCCGAGCUAUCGGACGUGGCCGCGAGGCUUGAGGAACUUCCUAAUAGUCUGAGGUGGGUGGGGAGUUGUAAGAACUGCCCGGCGGUAGACUGCCCGUCUUGUCCCUCGCCUUCAUCCGCCAUUACCACAGAGAGAGAGAGAGAGAAAAAGAGGACGUGGCGGCGAAUGAUCUCACACACACCCCCGAGCGAUCACACCCAAACCCCGUCAUGUGCUCAAUUGGCAAGUUAUUAUAGGGACUAACUCUCGGCCGUGCGGGCUAUGAGGCUGGCCACGAAACGACUUCUUCUGAGCGCUUUAGAGUCGCAGGAGACCUGUGCAAACCCCUCUCCUCCAAUCUCGGAGGUGAGCAUCAUUUGCCUAGCCAGCCUUGGGUGCCCAGUCACGUGAGUUGAUAAUGAAAGUAGUACUCUAUUGUCAUUGCCCCCUCCCUCUCCCUCUUGUCCCUCUCAUCAGGGGUAUUACACGUGUGAUAUCAACAGACUCGGUCCACAUCUAGCACCGUAUUGGAGAGGCCUGGAGCUGGAUCAGGAGACGAGGGGUUUUCUGAGCGAGAGCCGACGAAAGUCUGCCAACGUCUGUCUUCAACUCCUCUACGGUGCAGUGUAUCUCUUCCUCUGUAUGUUCCUCUCCUUCACAGAUAUCAAUGGUCUUCUUGAGAAAGGGCGAAUGUUUGUCUUUUCCGUGGCCCACCUCUCGGUCCUCCUACCUCCCUCUCUCUCUCCUCCCUCUCUCGUACUCGACGUUGGAUCAGGUGACGGUCAUGUGACUGACAAACUAAGAGCACACCUUGGACCCGGAACAGUCCUCCACGUGACCGAAGCCUCGGCCAUAAUGAGGCGAGUUCUCCAGAAGAAAGGAUACAAAGUCCUAGAUGUGGAGAGGUGGCAUGGAGAGGGGUUCACCUACGACCUGAUAUCGUGUCUGAACGUGUUGGAUCGCUGCGAUCGGCCGCACAGCCUGCUGCGGCAGCUACACGGGAAAUUGAGAGAUGGAGGAAUCUUGAUACUGGCAGCCGUCUUCCCCUUCAAGCCAUUCGUGGAGAAAGGCCCUCGUCAGGCCCCGCCCACCGAGAAGCUCCCCGUGAGGUGUGAGAGGUGGGAGGAGGGGGUGAGUGACUUGGUGACUGAGGUGCUUCACCCCCUCGGAUUCUCCCUCCUCUCCAUCUCCAAACUCCCCUACCUCUGUGAGGGUGACCUCCACACCAACUGGUUCGCUCUGCAGGACAUCAUUCUAGUACUCUCCAAAGACAAAACUACAAACUAACUUUAUCGUCACGUCCACAUGCUGCUUCCAAUGAUCGACUUUCACAAUUAUUUUUCUUUUCAGACAUUCAAUUUUUGUGUGAUAAUAAUUAUGUCCGAGAUUAAAUCCAAGAAGUAUA